Acanthoscelides obtectus is the source of this 970-nucleotide messenger RNA. The record is from the annotation of a GenBank genome assembly. NCBI's taxonomy places the organism in Eukaryota, Metazoa, Arthropoda, Insecta, Coleoptera, Chrysomelidae.
UGUCUCAAUUGACAACGUUUUUGACACUGACUUGUUUGAAAUAGAAAAUAGCGAAGUUUCUCAGGAAGAGGGCACAUAAAUUCACCGUGGAGAGUACAAAAAGAUGUAACAAAAUUCAUAGUACUAUAGAUCAUGUCGGGAUUAUGCACACCAUAUGGAUGUAAGAUACCUCCAAUAAAGUUUUUCAGUGGAUCAAAAUCUAGGCCGAGGAGACGAAAACGAUCUAGAUCCAGAAGAUGCAAGACUAGAAGCAGAUCUCGGAGUCGCUCAAAAAGUGGACGCCGGAGAAGGUCUAAAAGCAGAUUUAGGUGCCGCAGACGCAGACAAAAAAGUAGAAGCAGAUCCAGAAGGCGCAAGAGUAGACGUAGAUCUCGAAGGAGUAGAAGAAGCAAGAGUAGAUCCAGAUGUAGAAGACGAAGUCGAAGAACUUCAUCUCGGAGAAUAAGGAAAUUAAGCAGAAGAAGAAGUUGCGGUUCAGGAAGAAGACUGAAGAGCAGACGUAGAAGGCGAAGGAAGUCCAGGACAGGCAUCAAUGCCAGCAGCAGACUUAAGAGUGCAGCACGAGCUAUUCAGCGUCUAUCUCAUUUAGAAGGAAAGAAAUGUAGUAGGCUUGGGCCUACGACCACCAAUCCCUUCCUCAAUUUCCUGAGGCUGUACAGGAGAACCAAGACUGGAUGGACAAUGACCAGGGAAGUUCAAUUGUUAAAUUAACACUAUCUAUCAGAAAGCCGAGGAAUCUUAUACGAGUAGUGGGUACCAGAAUGCUUUUGCUGUUAUUGAUGAUAAGACCCAAUGAGCUUAAAAACCGAAUGGUUGUGCUAACAUUAUUAAGGCAGGAUUCAUAGGAAACUCCAAAGAUUAGAAAAUCGUCUAAAUAAUUGACUGUAGAGAUGCCUAAAUUGCGGAGAAAAAGAGACGACUGGCUUCAUAAGCUUUGUGAAACAUAACGGAGCUGUACAUAACCCAAACG